Molecule: messenger RNA, 1253 nt
Organism: Humulus lupulus (European hop)
Lineage: Eukaryota; Viridiplantae; Streptophyta; Magnoliopsida; Rosales; Cannabaceae
Exons: 2
Coding region: 225-977 (250 amino acids)
Source: RefSeq, a predicted model, not a curated record
UUUAUCCCUUGUUCGUGUUCGUGUAUAGACCGCCCAACCAAUCAUAUAAUUUCUGAUAAUUUCGAUUAUCCAAAUCAUAACUUGAUAUUAUCCAAACCGAUUUAUCUCUUGCCGUCUUCCUUUUCUCGUCAGCCAAGAAACUCCCAGGAAAAUCACAGCUUUCCAUCCCAUUUUCCCGAGAUAAAAGAAAAUGGCAGUUGUUCACUGAAAAUCUCUAAUUUCUUAUGGCCCUUCUCGUCCCUUCGCCGGAAAUUUCUAGGAUUUUCUGCUACCCCAACCCUAUCCCUACAAAGUUCAAAGGCACAAAAAUCUUGACGACCAGUAAGAGGGUAGUCUCUAGGAUCACAGUUUGUGCCAAAGUCAGGGAAUUUGAGGUUAGGGUUUGGGAACGCGAUCAGAAUGUAAGUCUGUACGGACAGUUUUCGGCUCCUGUUAAGCAAGGUUCGAAGCCGAGCAAGGAAGAAGAAGAGAAGCAGAAGUACUAUGUGAAUAUGGGCUAUGCUAUCCGCACGCUCAGAGAGGAAUUUCCUGAGCUUUUCUACAGGGAGCUCAGCUUCGAUAUAUACAGGGAUGAUAUUGUGUUUAAAGAUCCUCUCAAUACUUUUAUGGGCAUUGAGAACUAUAAGUCUAUUUUCUGGGCACUGCGAUUCCAUGGAAAAUUGUUUUUCAAGGCCUUGUGGGUUGACAUCAGUAGUGUCUGGCAGCCCAUGGAGAAUGUUAUAAUGGUUCGCUGGACAGUUCAUGGUAUUCCACGAGUUCCAUGGGAGAGUCGUGGUCGAUUUGAUGGCACCUCUGCAUACAAGCUUGACAAGGAAGGAAAGAUUUUUGAGCAUCGCGUUCAUAACAUUGCUUUGAACUCACCUCCAAAGUUCAAGGUUCUGGGUGUGCAGGAUUUGAUCCAAUCUCUUGGCUGCCCAUCGACCCCAAAACCAACAUUUUUUGAAAAUUCAUCCUCUUCAUCAUCGGAGGGUACUUAGUGUAUUUAAAAGUGAAGUAAAAUUUUGGUAAUGUCGUGCCUGUGCCGUGGUUGGUUCUUAGCUUUGUGGGCUGGUAUUGACCUGUUAAAUGUCAUUAUCUUUCUCCAUUUGUAGUUUCAACUAGGCAAAGGCCAGCAAUAUAGGCUGUAUCCCUGUAAAAUAACCUAGAUCCUGGGUCUCAACUAAACAAUUCUAAGAUUACUGCUAUACUGUAUACACCUUGUAUAUUGUAAUUUGUAUAGUUGAAGAUGAGUGCAAAUUGUCAACUUCCGAAGA